AUGAACGAAGAAGGCCACAGGAGGGGGAGAGGAAUGGGCAGGGUUCUUGGUGAGGUCUAUACAAUGCAGGAAAGGGUACGGUCCAAGGUAAAUAUGGAAGAAAUGGAAAACGAACGAGCGUGGGAAGAGUCUAAUUACAUGUCUAGCGAAUGGGAUGAUAUGGAUGAACGUUUUAACCAAAUGUGGAUGAGGGAAAAGUGGAUGAGCAGAGGGAAAUACAGACCUAGAAGUUCGUAUGAUAUAUGCCCUUAUGGUUGCACAGAUGCUGAUUUGAUCGAGGAACUGUCCGAGGACGACAUCAAUAAGCGGCUUGAAGGGUUAGGGAGUCAAGUUAGCGUUAGGGAUAUGUUUAUUCUAUGGAGUAAUGUACAUAGGCUUGAGAGGAAGAAGUAUAUUAAGAUGCAAGAAAGAGCAAAGUUAUUUUGCGAUGAUUUAGUUAGAGGAUUUCAUAUUCCAGAGGAGGUCAGGAUGGAAGUUUGGAUGAGGGUGCAUAGAUGUAUGACUUCUCUUUUUCUUCGCUUUGAGAAAAGGCACCAUAAGCAUUUUUACAUGUUUUUGAACCGAGGUCCAUCUGCUAGGAUUAGAUUCCUUAGCUAUAUAAAUAGAACCCGGAAUGUGUGGAACAUGCGCAGGCUGAAAAUAGACAAUUAUUGGCGCAAAAAGAUGGUUAAGGUUUUUCUGCGGUACAAGAACAGGUUCUUAAAUGGGGCAUACUCCGGCACGGCGGCACCUGGCGCGGGUGUUAGGAGGUACGGCAGAGUGGGUUAUGGGGAGUAUGAUAGUACGGGUAGCAGCGAAGAAGACAUAAGUUAUGCAGACCGGUACGACAGCAGUAAUGUAAUAGUGGGCGAUAGAAGGGACAGCACCAUGUAUGGUAGUGCAGACAGCAAUUUGUACGCAAGUGGCGAUAGCGUCAUGUGUGAGAGAGGAAAUGAAUGUUUGGGGGAGAGUAGAAUUGAUAGCUUGUUUGACAGCACCUAUAGUGGCCUUGAUGCGAGUAGAAUUGGCGGUUUGUUUGACAGCACCUAUAGUGGUGUUGAUGCGAGUACAACUGAUAGCUUGUUUAACAGUACGCAGAGUGGCCUCAGUGGGAGUAGAAUUGACGCUUCGUAUGACAGUACGCAGAGUGGCCUUGAUGCGAGAGAGGGCAAAGAAUAUUCUAGUGCCUUUCCCCCUGGUGACAAGACGCUUUUGCUGUUGUACAUGCUUAUAAGGUCAUCCGUUAUAUUUGAGCAUCUGAAGCUAAUUGAUCUAGUCCUUUUCGUGUUGUUCGUACACACAUUGGAUGAGGUCAGUACAGAAAUGUGCGAAUAG
Molecule: messenger RNA, 1314 nt
Organism: Plasmodium fragile
Lineage: Eukaryota; Apicomplexa; Aconoidasida; Haemosporida; Plasmodiidae
Exons: 4
Coding region: 1-1314 (437 amino acids)
Source: RefSeq, a predicted model, not a curated record